GGAUCGGAAGUGAACACCCUUUAUGCGCACGAAGAGUGUAACCUAUCCAGCGAUCAACUGAUUGAACUAUUGGUUGGGAACGAUACACCUGUCCUGAGGCUUGAAACUGAAUUUGCGGUCUGGUGGUGGUACGCACGCCAACUAACGAGGAGAUUUCCAUCCAACUGAAUUUCGUUUCUCCUCCCAUCGUGACAGCACAGCUCUGUUACGGAUCCGCCAUGGCCGAGGAAAUGACUUCUCUCAUGAGUCUAGAAGAUGAACUGACUUGUAGCAUCUGCCUCUGUCCAUUCGACUGUCCGGUGACAACACCUUGCGGACACAACUUCUGUCAAGAUUGCCUCUUCACUACAUGGAAAGAAAAUUACAGCUGUCCGCAAUGCAGGACGCACUUUUCGACCAAACCAGAGCUGAAAAAGAACACGGUGCUUAGCACCGUAAUGGAGACGUUCAGACUGAGGGCGUCGAAGAGUGAUUCCAGCAUUACUGUGAAGGAAACAAUGAAGCCUGAAGAGCCUAAGCACGAGCGUGUCGUCUGUGAUACCUGUAUGGAGGCCACCGCUGUUAAAACCUGCCUCACGUGCAUGGCGUCCUUCUGUGAGGACCAUGUAAGACCGCACAAGGAGAACCCGAUAUUUAGCACGCAUCAGCUGAGCUACCCGCUUGGAGACCUCCGCGAGCGCAUCUGCACCGACCACCACAAGUUGAUGGAGUUCUACUGCACCCAGCAUCGCCGCUGUAUUUGUAGCGUCUGUCUGCAGCAGGUGCACAAGGGGUGUCAGUUCUCCACCCCCGACGAACAACGAGCUUUACAAGAGUCUGACAUGAGAAACAAAUUAGGCAUGCUGGAUGGAAAAAUUGAGAAGAACCGAAAUGUCAUUUCCGAGAUGAAGAGUCAACAGAGCAAGCUGAAGGACACUGCAUCUAGCAAGAAGAAGGUUCUGGAAGGUGAGUACCGGCAGCUCCGGGAGAUGCUGGACCGGGAGGAGCGGGAGGCCCUGAACACGGUAGACCGUGAGCAGGAGAGCGGUCAGACCAAGCUGCAGGGUCUCAUGAAGAAGUUUGACCAGAACAUUGAUAAGAUGAGUGGAGCCAGAGAUGAAAUCAACAACCUCCUUAGCCAGUCUGAGAGCCUGGCCUUUCUACAGGCUUCAGUGGAUCUUCCCUCCCAGGUGACCUUUGACCCCUACACACCACGGGUGAACCUGGACUCUAAGGCUGUCGCCGCAUCACAGGCCUUCGCAGCAGUCCUGAGGGAGCAUCUGUUCCACAUAUUCAACCAACCUGUGGAAGCUAGGCUGCAGAUACUAAGACCAGAACUUGGCGUGGGCAUGCGAUGUGAGAGUACCUUUGUCCCACCGCUGAUAUCAAAUCCUCCUCCAAUGUUUGCUGAAUUCCAGCGGAACCCACAAACCUUCCCGUUGUCUGAUCACAGCAGGGGGGCAAUAUUUGGACGAGCAGAAGGUACUCCGAGGCCCCCCAGAUCUCACAGCCCAGGAGCUGCUCUCAGAGCAGGCCAGAAAAAGAAGUCUGAUAGGAAAACGGAUUCGAAGGACCAGAAAGGUGACAAAACAAAAAAGCAGCCCUUCCAGUCUACACCCACACCAAAGGAGUACCCAAAAGCUACAUGUGAAGAACCUCAGAACAAGGACAAACCCGAGCUGUCGAAGAUGCCUCCAAAUAUCACGUCGGUUGCAAAAAGACAUGACCUUCUGCAAUAUGGCACGGUCCUCACCCUGGACGGCAAGACGGCCCACAAGCGCGUCUGCCUCAGCGAGAACUUCACUGUGGCCACCGUGUCGGACGAGCCCAACGCCUACCCUGACUGCCCCGCCCGCUUCUCUGUCUGCUCCCAGGUGCUGUGCACCAAAGGUUUCUCUAGGGGGCGUCACUACUGGGAGGUCAAGAUGAGCAGCAACAACUUUGUCGGCCUAGGCCUGGCUUACAACAGCAUUGACCGCAAGGGUCCCGCUAGCCGGCUAGGCCGGAACGCCCAGUCGUGGUGCGUCGAGUGGUUCAACGUCAAGCUGUCAGCCUGGCACGCCAGCAGCGAGACCGUGCUGCUCAAUCCUAAUCCGAGCCGCGUUGGCGUGCUACUGGAUUGCGAGGAGGGGACGGCUACGUUCUACAACGUGGCAGAUAGGGCGACCCCCUUCCACUCGUUUGUGUUCCCCUUUGCGGAGGCGGUGUACCCGGCUUUUUGGAUUUUCUCCAACGGCUCGUCUGUUAGCUUGUGUAAACUGCAAACUUGAGUAUCUUGAGGAAACACACAGAUGUGCAUGCAUACACAAAUCAGUAUGAAUGCUCAGAUACUGAUAUGUGUGAGUAUCAAAUAAUCCUAUUUGUAUAUAACACUCUUAACAUAUCUUCAGAUAUACAAAUCUUGCCUCCUGGUGUGUUUAUAAUCCCAGAGGUUCUUUUUCGUGGUAGAGGGUAAUUAUUACGCAACUCUGCUUUUUUCCAUUACCGGGACUUUGGUUCUUUUAUGAGUAUCGAUUGGAGCAUUGCCACUGAGAACGAUUGAUUGUGCUGCAUAAUAUUAUAUUGUGUAAUAUUGUGCUGCAUAGUAUUAACAUCAAAUGUUUGGAUCACAUUCUUUCACUUUAGGGUCAAAUAGUGAUGGCUUUUUAAUAGCUAAAUGGGAACCUGAGAGAUUGAGAGAACCAGAAAACCAUUUGAGAUCCUGUUUUAGCAGAUCUUGAUGUAAGUGCAGCAUACACACACAGUAGAUAUACACUGUAAAUGUUUUCUUUGUGUGUGUUGUGUGCUGACACCAUCUACAUCCCUAAGUGUAUGACAUGACAUACACUUACAUGUUGGAGAGUAGAAUGGCUUUCGCUGGUUUGGGGUCAAUGUUUUUUUGACAGAAAGCUUGUAAAGUUGAGCAGCUUCAGCGCAUGUAUAGUGUGGCCGGAGUCUUAAGGUAUUGCUAAGUUUUCAUGUAUUACCUUAUUGAAACACUUAGACCUGCUUUGAGUAUGGGAACCCAUCAGUUCCAUCAGGAAGUAGCCACCGAGCUUUGAAGUGCAGAUACAUACAUUACUAACCAAAGGGAGUUUGGUACUUACUGAUAAGUAUGUUGCUGUUAACUCUUUGUCUUUCCUGGCUUUGAAAUGACAAUGUCAAGUUCUGUAAACAUUAUUGGAAAAAGAAUAGUUCAUGAUAAAUGAUUUGUAUAAAUGUAUUGGGUGUAUUCUGGGACCUAUGCCCACAUGGGUUGGGUAUCAGGAAUUACAUGUUUUGUUUUCCUUUUGAGGCUUACCAAAAAAAAAAUAUAUAAAAAAGUGCAGUACAUUCAGUUCAACAAUGUACAGUAUACUCAUUAUGACCGUAUUCAAAUCAACGCUUGAUGGAAGAUUUUAUGAUGUUCACAUUAAAGUCUUUAUCACUCA
This is a messenger RNA of Osmerus eperlanus (European smelt), 3389 nucleotides long. Its product is annotated as E3 ubiquitin/ISG15 ligase TRIM25-like. Bases 219 to 2249 code for a protein of 676 amino acids. Gene Ontology annotation, molecular function: zinc ion binding; protein binding. The transcript is spliced from 12 exons. NCBI's taxonomy places the organism in Eukaryota, Metazoa, Chordata, Actinopteri, Osmeriformes, Osmeridae. The record is from RefSeq and is a predicted model, not a curated record.